CAGGCCAGGAGGCCCAGCGCCACGUGGAGCCAGGCCUCUCAGGUCCUCGACUCCCGGUCUGUGAGCGGGGAGCCCGUGUGGCCGUCACGCUCGGCCCCCAGGAAGGCUGUGGACGAGCCGGUGGCCGGGCCCCGGGCGGUGCAUGGGCCGCCCCGGCGAGGCCAGGCCCGUCAUGCUGCAGUGCCGGCCGGCCGAGGAGUUCAGCUUCGGGCCCCGGGCCCUGAAGGAUGCGCUGCUGUCCACCGACCCUGCCCUGCGGCAGCUCUACACAGCCACCUUUUCCCCGGCCGAGAGGCUCUUCCUGGCUGAGGCCUACAACCCCCAGAGGACACUCUUCGGCACGCUGCUCAUCCGCACGGCCUUUGACUGGCUCCUUAGCCGCCCAGAGGCCCCCGAGGACUUCCAGACCUUCCAUGCCGCCCUGCCGCCCCGGAAGCAGAGCCUCGCUCGGAAGCACAUUUACCUGCAGCCCAUAGGUCUGAGCGAGGGGCCAGCGGGCAGCGCACUUCUGGACCAGCUGCGGAGCUGCACGGAGGCCUUCUUCCUGGGCCUGCAGGUCAGAUGCCUGCCCUCGGUGGCGGCAGCCUCCAUCCACUGCUCACGUCGCCUGGGUCAGGACCCUGACAGGCUCCAGCUCCACACCGAUGGCAUCCUGUCCUUCCUGAAGAGCAGCAAGCCGGGGGACGCUCUGUGUGUGCUGGGCCUCACGCUGUCUGACCUGUACCCCCGCGAGGCCUGGACCUUCACCUUCGGCACAUUCCUUCCAGGGCACGAAGUGGGUGUCUGCAGCUUUGCCCGGUUCUCGGGGGAGUUCCUGCCGCGGGGGCCCAGCACGCCUGACCUGGUGGAGGUAGAGGCGGCCGCAGGUGGCCCCGAGGCGGCCCUGCAGGAUGGAGGCCAGGCCAUGUGCUUCAGCACCCUGGGGAUGGUCCAGUGCUGCAAGGUCACGUGCCACGAGCUGUGUCACCUUCUGGGCCUGGGGAACUGCCGCUGGCUCCGCUGCCUCAUGCAGGGCGCGCUCCGCGUGGACGAGGCCCUGCGCCGGCCCCUGGACCUCUGCCCCAUCUGCCUGCGCAAGCUGCAGCACCUGCUGGGCUUCAGGCUGGUGGACAGGUACAAGAGACUCUACGCCUGGACACAAGCGGCAGCGGGGACGCAGCCAGGCCCGGCGGUGGUGGGGGAACCGUCCGUGUCGGAGGACACCCUGCCCUGCAGCGCAGACUCGGGGCUGUGUUGUGAGAGCGACUCGGAGCCAGGCAGCAGCCUGUCGGAGCCCCUGUCCCCCGACGCCUGGAGCCAAGCCUUCCCAGCGGGCCUUGAGCCGGAUCCCGAGGACGGGCUGGGCUCCCUUGCAGCCUCGGAGGGUCCGGGGGAGGCCCUGAUAGAGCACGGGCGCUGGCUGGCCGCCUGCAUCCAGGCCCUGGAGAGGGAUGUGAGUGAGGGGGAGCUGGAGCAGGUGGACGGCGCCGUGGACGCGCUGGCCCCCUGGGACCUGUUCACAGGGCGGCUCCCGCCCCCCCGGCAGGACCUGCCCUGUGGCCGUGACGGCGCGGGGCUGCGCAGGGUCCUGGGGGACACGUUCUCCUCCCUCCGGAGGAGGCUGAGCGCUCGCAGGCCAUCCAGGGCCGAGUCACCCCCCCGGCGCCGGAAGGCAGAGGACGACUAGCGUGGCCAGUGUGACUCGUCCAGCGCCUGCCUGUCCCCAGACACCGGCUGCCUGGCCUCCGGGGUGCCACAGGCCCAGUAGGGGCAGGAGGGACGGUGUCUUGGGAAGCAGAGGGUGACGCAGCUGCACCCCCAGUCCCGAACAUGGCCUUGAGACGUGGCUGGCGGGGAGGGCAUCCCAGGCGCCCGGAAGGCCAUCCUCGGGCCCACCCGACGCUGGUGGCGGGGUAGGUGCCCGCUUCUCCUGCAGCCUGGGGUCUCCGCUACUGCAAACUCAGCUUCCAGAGCCUGCACGCGGGGUCUCCACUCAGAGGGGAAGUCAUGGCGGUUGCAUUUCUCUCUACACUGAUCGCCCCCUCCACCCCCCGCCACGUGCCCAUAGAAAGGGUCCUCUGCUGCGGUCUAACCACAUCCUGACCCUUGGGACUUGCCGCAGGCGUCUCCCUGAAGCUCGGGGUGGUCACCGCCUCUACGGGACCCUGUGCCCACAGACCUGCCGUUUCCUCUGCCGACUCUUGGGUGGGGGAGGUGCCAGGUGCGGUGGGAUGGUGCGGCAGGACGGUGCGGCCCCGCUGGGACCUACCAAGGUGAGAGCUGACUGCAGCUCCGUGCUCAGCUGGACAGCCUGGACCCCACAUCCACGAGGGCAGGGGGUUAGGGUUUUGUUCAGAACAUCCGUGUCUGUUUUUUGGUCUAGUUCUGCCAGUUGCUGAGAGAACAAGCGAUUUAGAUGUUAAAACACCCACCGCCCCAGUAGAGGCAUCUGUCUGCCUUUAAUUAUGUCAGAUUUUGCUCCCGGUUCUCCGAGGCUCCUUCUGUGCACACACAUCUGAUGUGUUUUUGUGACAGACUGACCCUGUUUUCCUUCUCACCCGCCCUGGGCUGUGGCUCGCGAGUCCUGCGGGGAUGCUUCUGGUCCCAACAGCAGGGCUCCCAUAGUGUGAUGGAUAGGGGGGAGGGUUGGGGGCCCGGGAGGCCGGAGCAGCUAUCUUCUCGUCUGGGGAGACAAGAACGGGGCAGCUCCUACAUUUUGCACAGAGCUUAGUCUGGGGAGGCCUUCUAAGAACAACGGUACAAAGUACACAGAAUCAGGAGGGUGGUCGCACAAGCGCUGAGGCCCGAAGCCUCUUUGAAACCUGACCAGGCAAGUCCCAGACCAGGGAGACGUAACAGGGGUGAGACCACCCUGGAAACAGAGCAGCAACGCCGCAGCUCUUCAGAACUCCAUUCCGUUUUGCACGAGGACCUGGAGGUACCUGGUGGGGAGACAGGAUGAGCCGGGCUCGCAGGAAGUGUGCUGGGGCGGACCCCGCAGAGAGCACAGCACAAGAACAGGAGGAGGCCCGGGUAUCUCUGAGCAGACCCGGGGGCGUAAAGCCCCGACAGCUAUCCACUCAGGAGGGUCGGUGUGGGCAGGGAGCUGGGAAGGUGUGCCCUGGUCCUGGGCUGGAGAGUCUGGCUUGUGGGACGGCCCAGUUGGGGAGGGGUGGUGGCG
Capra hircus (goat) is the source of this 3160-nucleotide messenger RNA. RefSeq names its product archaelysin family metallopeptidase 1 (gene AMZ1). Gene Ontology annotation, biological process: proteolysis. The transcript has 6 exons. The coding region runs from base 143 to 1666 and encodes 507 amino acids. Gene Ontology annotation, molecular function: metallopeptidase activity. NCBI's taxonomy places the organism in Eukaryota, Metazoa, Chordata, Mammalia, Artiodactyla, Bovidae. The record is from RefSeq and is a predicted model, not a curated record.